AUGGGGCCACCAGGGACGGGGCCACCAGGGAUGGGGCCACCAGGGACGGGGCCACCGGGGAUGGAGCCACCAGGGACGGGGCCACCGGGGACGGGGCCACCGGGGAUGGAGCCACCAGGGACGGGGACACCAGGGAUGGGGACACCAGGGACGGGGCCACCGGGGACGGGGCCACCGGGGAUGGAGCCACCAGGGACGGGGCCACCAGGGAUGGAGCCACCAGGGACGGGGCCACCGGGGACGGGGCCACCGGGGACGGGGACACCAGGGACGGGGCCACCGGGGAUGGAGCCACCAGGGACGGGGCCACCGGGGACGGGGCCACCGGGGAUGGAGCCACCAGGGACGGGGCCACCAGGGAUGGAGCCACCAGGGACGGGGACACCAGGGAUGGGGCCACCAGGGAUGGAGCCACCAGGGACGGGGCCACCGGGGAUGGAGCCACCAGGGACGGGGCCACCGGGGACGGGGCCACCGGGGAUGGAGCCACCAGGGACGGGGCCACCAGGGAUGGAGCCACCAGGGAUGGAGCCACCAGGGACGGAGCCACCAGGGACGGGGACACCAGGGAUGGGGCCACCAGGGAUGGAGCCACCAGGGACGGGGCCAGCAGGGACGGGGACACCGGGGAUGGGGCCACCGGGGACGGGGCCACCGGGGAUGGAGCCACCAGGGACGGGGCCACCAGGGACGGGGACACCAGGGACGGAGCCACCAGGGAUGGAGCCACCAGGGACGGGGCCACCAGGGAUGGGGCCACCAGGGACGGAGCCACCAGGGAUGGAGCCACCAGGGACGGGGACACCAGGGAUGGGGCCACCAGGGAUGGAGCCACCAGGGACGGGGCCAGCAGGGACGGGGCCACCAGGGACGGGGCCACCGGGGAUGGAGCCACCAGGGACGGGGCCACCAGGGAUGGGGCCACCAGGGACGGAGCCACCAGGGAUGGAGCCACCAGGGACGGGGACACCAGGGACGGAGCCACCAGGGACGGGGCCACCAGGGACGGGGACACCAGGGACGGGGCCACCGGGGAUGGAGCCACCAGGGACGGGGACACCAGGGAUGGGGCCACCGGGGAUGGAGCCACCAGGGACGGGGGACGGGGACACCAGGGACGGGGACACCAGGGAUGGGGACACCAGGGAUGGAGCCACCAGGGACGGGGACACCAGGGACGGGGCCACCAGGGAUGGAGCCACCAGGGAUGGGGCCACCAGGGACGGGGACACCAGGGAUGGAGCCACCAGGGACGGGGACACCAGGGAUGGGGCCACCAGGGAUGGAGCCACCAGGGACGGGGCCACCGGGGACGGGGCCACCGGGGAUGGAGCCACCAGGGACGGGGCCACCAGGGACGGGGACACCAGGGACGGGGCCACCAGGGACGGAGCCACCGGGGACGGGGACACCGGGGAUGGGCCACCAGGGACGGAGCCACCGGGGAUGGAGCCACCAGGGAUGGAGCCACCAGGGACGGGGCCACCAGGGACGGGGCCACCCGGGAUGGGGCCACCAGGGACGGGGCCACCAGGGAUGGGGCCACCAGGGAUGGAGCCACCAGGGAUGGGGCCACCAGGGACGGGGACACCAGGGACAGGGCCACCAGGGACGGAGCCACCGGGGAUGGAGCCACCAGGGACGGGGCCACCAGGGACGGGAACACCAGGGAUGGAGCCACCAGGGACGGGGCCACCAGGGACGGAGCCACCAGGGAUGGGGCCACCAGGGACGGGGCCACCAGGGAUGGAGCCACCAGGGAUGGGGCCACCAGGGAUGGAGCCACCAGGGAUGGGGCCACCAGGGACGGGGCCACCAGGGAUGGAG
Messenger RNA from Rhea pennata, 1827 nucleotides. Its product is annotated as basic proline-rich protein-like. Lineage: Eukaryota; Metazoa; Chordata; Aves; Rheiformes; Rheidae. The record is from RefSeq and is a predicted model, not a curated record. The transcript is spliced from 2 exons. The annotation marks the transcript as partial.